GUAAGGGAAGGCAGUGGUGGCAGUGGUGUAGGAAGUGCAGCAGCAAGUUCGUCUAUAAGUAGGGUGAUAAAGUUGGUGAGUCAACGGAUAAAAAUGUUGAGUGAUGAUGGUGAUUGUGAUGGUGGACCUAGUACAUCGAGGUAUGAGUGGGGAUUUGCAUUCGAUCCCCCUGUUGUUGGAGACAAUUUAGGUCCUGAAAGCUCUGCGGCGGGAAACUUGGAAACCAUAUCAGGAAGCUUAGGAAGCUUGUCGCGAACAAUAGGAUCAUCGAAAGUGAAGAAGAGUAGGAGGAAGCGGGUUACAAGAGCCAGUGCAAGGAUACGUGAUAAGGAAUUUAAUGUUCAACUUAUACCUAGAGAGUAUCCAAACUUCAAGUCAAAGCUAAUGAAGUUUAUUUAUGCUGAAAAACCGGACGCCAAUGCGGAAGAAGUCGUAAUGGUAAAAUGUGGGACAUUGGUUGCUACCUUAGAAGAAUGCAAGACAGUGCUUGGUGGGAAGAAAUUAUAUUCAUUAACUCACUUAUUAAUGAACUUGGACUCGGUUUUGAAUAGUAGUGGGAAGAAAUUAUAUUUACAAAAAAAUAAUACGUUGACCAACUUAUAUUCGUCUACUAAUACUCAACUUAUAUUCGUCUACUAA
Beta vulgaris subsp. vulgaris (sugar beet) is the source of this 639-nucleotide messenger RNA. RefSeq lists its product as uncharacterized. The record is from RefSeq and is a predicted model, not a curated record. Bases 94 to 639 code for a protein of 181 amino acids. The transcript is spliced from 2 exons. Lineage: Eukaryota; Viridiplantae; Streptophyta; Magnoliopsida; Caryophyllales; Amaranthaceae.